CCUCUCCUCUUCCUCUCCAUCCCUCUCCACUCUCUGCAUCUCUCUCGACCAGCUCCGCUCCCCCGUCUCCUCCUUCUGCGCGCGGGAUCCUCGUCGAGGGGGACUUCGUCUCACCGAGGGGACCUCGCGAACCCCGGCGGCUGAGACGGAGCUGGGUCACAGAAGAGAGAGAGAGAGAGACCCCAAAGAGAGAGAGCAGAGAGAGAGAGGCGCUCCCGAGGAGGGAUCGCCCCCCCCCCUCCCCCAGGAAGAGAGCUGGGAGUGACAGAGCCAUGACUCUCCGCGCCACGUGCCGCGGGCGCGUGCGCGUGUUGCCUGGCGGAGGAGGAGGAGGACGCGGGCGGCGCGGGCUGCCGCAGGCCGCGUAGCGCCCGCGGCCGCCAUGCGGGCCCGCGGAGUCCCCCCCGGGGGCCCGCCGGGCGCGCGGAUGGGGAGCGGCGGCCCGCCGUGGUUCCGCGCGGCGCUGCUGCUGUGGCUGACGGCGCGGGCCGUGGCGGGCGACUGCUGGAUCGUGGAGAGCGACCGCAACAUGGUGCCGCGCGCCAUCUGCAACCAGAACACGCCGCCCUUCGACGCGAUCCCCCGCGGCCUCAACGGCUCCAUCGCCGACCUGCGCCUCAACCGCAACAAGAUCCGCGCGGUCGCGCGCGACUCGCUGUCGCGGUACCCGCACCUCGUCUACCUGGACCUCUCGCGCAACCUCAUCGCGGACGUCGAGGAGCGCGCCUUCUCGGCGCAGCCGCGGCUCCGCGUGCUGCUGCUCGGCCACAACCGCCUGGAGGUGCUCACGGCGUUCACCUUCGCGGGGCUCCCGCACCUGCGCGAGCUGCAGCUGCAGGCCAAUCGCCUGCGCCGCGUCGAGCCGCUCGCCUUCCGCCAGAGCGCCGCGCUCGCCGCCCUCGACCUCGCGGGGAACCGCCUCGCGGCGCUCGACGCGGCGGCGCUGGUCGGGCCCGAGCGCCUCGAGUCGCUGGAGCUGCACGGGAACCCCCUGCACUGCGAGUGCGAGCUGCGUGGCCUGCUGCUGUGGAUGUGCGCGCACAUCAACGCCUCCGCCUCCUCCUCAUCCUCAUCCUCCUCCUCCUCCUCCUCCCCUGCCUCCUCUUCGGCGGUGGCGUCGUGGGAGCGGCUGUCCUGCUCCUCUCCGCCCGCCAUGAAGGGAGUGCCGCUGCUGCGAACGCGCGGCGCCGCUGGCCACCGCAGCGCCCUUCGCAAGCUGGUGGCCUGCAGGGAUUACGCUCCCCCGCCGCCGCCGCCGCCAGCGCCCAGCACCGCUGCCGUCGACCCCCAGGGCGCGGGGUCGCAGCGGCCGGGCGUCGGCGGGCGCGGCGGCGGCGGCGGCGGCGAGGAGGAGGAGGGGGAGGAUAGCACGGACGGGGGCUCAGGGAUGGCCACGGACGUGGGCCUGCCGGGCAGGAGGCCGACCCCCGCGGGGCCCGUGAGGGGGAAGGCGCUGCCCUCGCUGAAGCUGGUGUCUCACGCGCGCACGUCCGCCGUGCUGCGGGUGCAGAUCCCCGACCUGUUCGACAAGAUGUACGUGCUGGCGCACUACAACCGCUCCGCGUACAGCGACGUCAAGAACUUGCGGCAGAACCGCGAGGAGGUUCGCGUCGAGGGGCUGAGCGCGCACCGCAACUACACCUACUGCGUCGUCUCCAUCCGCCACGCGCAGCGCACCAAGCACGCGUGCCUCGACUUCCGCACGCCGGGGGGGCCGCGCGGCGGCGGCGCGCACCGCACCAUCACCCUGCUCGGCUGCGGCCUCGGCCUGCUCUUCCUGCUCGCCGCGGCGGGACUCGCGCUGCGUCGCCGGCUGCGCGGCGCGCGGCGCGGGGCCGGCGACGGCGCGGGGGGCGCCGGGAACGGCGCCGGGGGCGCCUCCAAGGCGGAGCUCGCCAAGGGGAGCGACGUGGAGGAAGCGGCGGGCGGGGGGCUCGACCCGCGCCCCCCCGCGCCCCCCGCCGACGCCGCCUGCCGCGACGCCAAGGCGGACGAGGGAAGGGACGCGGGCGGCGCGACCAAGCACAGCUACAUGGAGGUGCGGGCCCCCGCCGAGGUGCUGGCGGAGACUCGGGCCGUCGCGGGGGUCGCGGGGGCGGCCGAGCGACGGGGAUCGGCGGCCGAGAUCUCCACCAUUGCCAAGGAGGUGGACCGCGUCAACCUCAUCAUCAACAGCUGCAUCGACGCUCUGCGCGCCGAGGCGCCGCCACUCUGCGACUCCUCGUGCUCCGCGCCGCUCCUGCUGCUCGCCGGCGACGUGCACGCCGAGCCGCGCUCCCACGGGCCCCAGGGACCGCUCGGGCCCCAGGGGCCGCUCGGGCCCCAGGGGCCGCUCGGGCCCCAGGGACCGCUCGGGCCGCAGGGACCGCUCGGGCCGCAGGGACCGCUCGGGCCGCAGGGCUUCCAGGUGCUCGCGACCCCCCCGUCCACGGGAACGCGGGGCUCUUACGUCCCCAUGGCGGCAUGUGGACACGCGGGGGCUACGCCGGUGGCGCCUGGAUCAAAGCGAGCGCGGGGUGGCGGGGCGGGGGGGUCGGGGGGAUUGGAGGGUCGGGGGGGCCCGGGGGCCCAGGGUAGGCAGGUGGAUACGGGGCUCCGCGUCGCGGGGUCAGGCGGAGGAGACCGCUCCGCUCCGUGCGCUCCGCUGCCCGGCAUGCACGACCCCACGCGGCCGCUCCUGCCGGCCCCGGCUCGGGGCGGCGGGGGCCCCGAACCUCCGGGCCCCCUCGGCCCCCUCGGCUCCGCCGCGGGCCGGCAGCGCACGCCGUGUCCCGGCGUGGAGCUGCGGGAGGCGGCCGCGGUGAGGCACUCCCCCGGGAGCCCCCCGCCGUGCCGGCCCGGGCUGAGGCGCGGAACCGGGAUCCACGCCUACGCGUCCAGCCCGGAGUGCGGAGGGGGCGCCGAGCUGAGGCCCGGGGGCCCGCGGGGGCUCUGGGCCCGGCUUCGGAGGCCCCUGCGAAGGAGGGCCCCGUGGGGCCCCGAGAUGGAACCCAUCGCCGCGGGACACGCGCUCAAACGCAAAGUGCAGCUGGCGCGACACGAGGACCUUCACGACAUCCUGGCCUACUGGAAGGGCGUGGGGGCCCAGCGGCGAUAAUUAGGGGGGCUUCCCCUACGCGACCCUCCUCGCCGUUCCCGCGAUGAGCCCCCCCCCCCCACACACCGCCGACCUCUCCUGGGCUCCUGUCUUCCUCCUUCAUCGCCGCCAGCCUCCACCCCCCCCCCCCCCCACACACCAAGUGGCAUGAUAAUCGCACUUGACCUCUCUGACCCCACGCGACACGCGGUAAUGGCUCACGAGCCCCCGAACGGGGUCCCUGAAAGGGGAUCCUGGGAAUGGGUUCCGGGGUUCCCCCUCUGUGCCCCCCCCCCACUUCCCGUAUCUCCUUGUGCGCGUGCCUGCGUUGCCUGAAAUGUUUAAGUGCGUAACCCCCCCCCACUCCACCCCGUGACCCCCUCGCGCCCCCCCCUCCUAUUCCUUGUGCGCGUGCCUGUGUUUGUCCCGUCCGCGUCCCUCCCCACUCCCCCCGCCGCCGCUGCAUGUCCCCCCCCCCACCCCCUCCGGUUCUUCCCCCCACCACACUCCCCCCUCCCCCCUCCCAGUUUAUCUCCCCCGAUCCUCCCCCCGCCCGACCCCACGUCUCGUGCUCGUCUCCCGGUGUCGCCGUCACUCACGAUGUCACCUCGACUGUAAAUAAACGUCUCCGUUUUUAAUUCCCCGCCA
Molecule: messenger RNA, 3724 nt
Organism: Petromyzon marinus (sea lamprey)
Lineage: Eukaryota; Metazoa; Chordata; Hyperoartia; Petromyzontiformes; Petromyzontidae
Product: protein ELFN1-like
Molecular function (GO): protein binding
Source: RefSeq, a predicted model, not a curated record